AUGGCCCGUCUAGCAGUCUAUGGCGCCAUCAGCACCAUCCUCGCAGGAGGUGUCAUCGCAAGCGCGUUUGCCCACCGGAGCAACUUUUACUCCGCCUGUAUCUACCUCUACAAGUCAAACGCCUGCAUGAUGAUCCUUCUGAACCUCGGUCUGUUCUUGACAAUAAUCGCAGGCCAGUUGGUAUUAAUGAUUUUCUUUGGUAAACUCAGGGCACUGGAGGUGGAGCAUCUCUACGAGCGGGCAUGGUAUGCGGUCACAGAGACGUGUUUGGCAAUGACAAUAUUCAAGGACGAGUUCGAUACCCGGUUCGUCGUCAUGUUCACGUUGCUACUCUUCCUCAAGGUUUUCCAUUGGCUCUGCCAGGAUCGUGUUGAUUCCAUGGAACAAUCACCCGAGAUCCCAUUAUCUUUUCAUGCCAGGAUGGUGACCAUCAUGACUAUUCUCGUGAGCCUUGACAUUCUUUUGGUCCUCCACGCCAUUGAUCUUGUCGCAGUCAGGGGUCCCAACAUGAUGAUUAUGUUUGGCUUUGAGUACACGUUGUUGGCGACGAGCUUGAUGGCAGCUUUCGGAAAAUACGUUUUGCACACAAUCGACAUGAGACGCGAGGAUCCAUGGGAGAACAAGUCGAUGCUGUUGUUUUAUCUGGAUCUCGUUGCCGACUUUAUCAAGCUGGUCACCUACCUCAUGUUCUUUAUGGUGAUCCUUGUCAGCUACGGACUCCCCCUGCACAUCAUUCGCGAUGUCUACAUGACCAUGCGCUCCUUCCUCCAAAAGUGCAAGGAUCUGAUCCAGUACCGCAAGGCAACUAGGAACAUGAAUGAACGUUACCCCGAUGCCUCACGCGCAGAAUUGGCAGCACUCAGCGAUCCUAUUUGUAUCAUUUGCCGUGAGGAGAUGGUUGGUCAGCAUGGACACACGCUUUCAGGUGCUGGAGGUGACGGCGCACACGCUGCAGCUGCAGGAGGAGGAACAGGCGCACGCCCCGCAGGAUCCAACACCAACGUUCCUAAGAAGCUGCCCUGUGGACACAUUUUCCACUUUCAUUGUCUUAAGAGUUGGUUGGAGCGUCAGCAGAGCUGUCCCACCUGCCGGCGCCUUGUUCUGGAUCCACCUACACCAGCGCCCACGCCCACGCCUGUAGCCCCCGGAGACCAAGCAGCAGGCAAUGCGGCACCAGGAGCAGCAGGAGCGCCAGCCCCGGCACCGGCUCCUGGUCAGGCACUAGGAGGAGCUCCUGGAUUCGGUCACUUUGGAAACAAUGCACAACCAGGACCAGUCCACCCUCCUCACCAGGGUAUGGGAUAUCCUUUGUUUGCACCUCAGGGUCACUACCCCUUGGCUGGCUGGCAUCCUCAUGCUGUUGGCGGUGCUUUCCCUGGGGCUAUUCCGCCAGAAGCAGGUCAAACCACAGCUGCUGGAACUGGUACUGCAGCAGGAGCUGGAGCUGGCACUGGCACGCCUGGAGCAAUGCCGACGACUCAACCUGGCUUUAUUCCUAGCUACACCAUCGCUAAUGUCGCCCACCCGAUCCCUGGAUUCAUCCCCUUGUUUCCCGUCGGACACGCAGCAACCCCAAUUUCAGGAUUACAGGCACAGGGAGGAUCGGAGGCGGCUGGUACGCCUACACCUUUCCUCGGAAGGGCCACAGCGGACCAAAUUCCGUUGACAUCACUGGAUGCUCUUUCAGAGGACCAGCUCAAGUACUUGGAGGAGAACACGCGACGUGGUCUUCAAGAGCGCCUUCGGGUGCUUCAGGCGGUGGAGUCUCAGAUUGCGGAAUCUGUCAGUGUUCUGAACCGCGUUCUGUGCGCAUUGCCACCGGCGGGGACACCCUUCCGGAGCGAGACGGCUGACCCACCAAGCCCGACGAUGCCAACGACCUCGAACUCUUUUUCGACACCUUCUGCAGGACCGAACGGGACAGCGACGAAUCGGUUCUUUGGAACGGUUGUUGGACCUGCGUUAAACACCAGCUCGCCAGUUGGCUUGCAACCUUUUGCGCGCGGCGUCUCUAACGGGGGCGUUAAUGGUGGUGUCAAUGGCUCUGCUGUCAAUGGCUCUGUCAAUGGCCCUGUCAAUGGUAGCUCCAACGCAGAUGCGAGUGUGCCAUUGGCGACUGAGGCAAAGACGACGGUCGCGGUCAGUCAGCCUCAGGAAGUUUCUCCUCCUACGUCGGCAUCCCCAUCGCCGAUUCCUUCUUCAGUAGCAACAGCCGCUUUGAACGGUGGCCAUGAGGUGGAGGGUGAGGUGGAGGGUGAGACCUCAGAGAGUACAACUACAAUAACAAUGACAGCAGCUACGACGGCAGCAGACAAUAGCAAGGGCAAGGGACGGAAAUCUGACGCAGAUCUGGAGCAGGAUCUGGUGGCGGAGAGUCAGCAGCUUUACCAUGAGGAAGAAACAGCUAAUGGUGGGGAUUUGACGAACGGCAAUGAUGACGAAGACUCCGAGGUAUCUCCUGAGGAGAUGGUGAGGAGACAGUGGGCCAAGUUUGACUUGUCGUCGUCAGAGUAA
Linnemannia hyalina is the source of this 2514-nucleotide messenger RNA. NCBI's taxonomy places the organism in Eukaryota, Fungi, Mortierellomycota, Mortierellomycetes, Mortierellales, Mortierellaceae. The record is from the annotation of a GenBank genome assembly.